Molecule: messenger RNA, 975 nt
Organism: Necator americanus (New World hookworm)
Lineage: Eukaryota; Metazoa; Nematoda; Chromadorea; Rhabditida; Ancylostomatidae
Exons: 6
Coding region: 1-975 (324 amino acids)
Molecular function (GO): nucleic acid binding
Source: RefSeq, a predicted model, not a curated record
AUGCUGAAAUUGAUCAUCAAGAAGAAAAAUGGGCAAAUCCGCUUGUGCAGAGACUUCUCGACAGGACUGAACGAUGCGCUGCAGUUGUACAAGCACCCGUUGCCCACCGCGGAGGACGUGUUUACGAAGCUGAAUGGAGGACAGCUUCUCACGCAAAUCGACUUCGCAAAAGCAUAUCUGCAGGUGGAGGUUUCAGAAGAAUCGAAGGAAAUGCUGAAGAUUGAUACGCACAGAGGACUGUAUCGCUACAAUCGUCUAUCCUUCGGCGUGAAGCCACAACAGGAGCAUCGCCAUAACUUGGAAGCGCUAUUCGGAAGGAUCCACGAAUACGGCUUCCGCGUCCGAUUGGAAAAGUGUAACUUUUUGAUGGCUCAGAUCCGUUAUCUUGGAUACAUCAUAGAUAAGGACGGACGCCAUCCUGACCCAGAGAAGAUCGAGGUCAUCCGCCAGAUACCAGUACCGAAGAACGUGGCAGAGGUUCGCCCGUUCCUUCGUAUGAUCAACUACUAUGUCGCGGCAACCACUGCAACGUUGAGAGAACUCAGAAUGCUGUCCGCACGAUUCGGAAAUCCUAGGAGAUUCUGCGACAUGCAGGGAAUUGAGCACGUUCGCUCGCCGCCGUUCCAUCCACAGUCAAACGGUCAAGUAGAACGCGUUGUGGAUACCUCGAAAAGAACCCUUCAGAAGAUUAAGGAGGGAGGACAUGAGAAAUGGAUCCCUGCUCGUGUGAAGAAUCGCUAUGGACGAAGCCGUGUACGACGUGCUAACGGAAGAGGACAAUUUGUGGAAAAGAAACGCUAUCCAGGUGCGUGGAGAAAAGCACCGGAGACGAUCGCCCACGUCAAGGACAAUAGCAAGAAUCGACGACCAACUAUUGCACCGCCGACAACGACUAGAUCAGCUCGACAACGACGACCGCCUCGUCGAUUGCAACCCGAUCCGAAGAUGAAGACGUACGCGAUGCGUUCAUCUUAG